UGCAGUAGCAACAAUUGCAGAGAAUCAGAAGCCAAAGUGAAGCAGUAGAAGGUUUAUAAGAAAACAAAAAAAAAAGCAAAGUAAAUAUAUUGCAGAAACAAAAGAUCCACGAAUAUGAAGCAAAGAAUAUUCGCAUCUAUCUUAGUGAUGUUGCUCUUCAACCUGCAACGCUUACACGCCGCACCACCACAUCCGAAUGAUAUUGAUUUUAAUGACAGUAGCAGCGGAGGUGGAAUAGGCGGUGGUGGCGGCUUUGGCAAUUUAUUCCGUGGCAACAAUAACUCACAAAUGGACUACAAUAUAUUAGUUACGCAUCUGAGGGACUUCUUCAUGUAUUUACCAGUGAUGAUGACAUCGCUCAGGGAGUCCAUGUCUGGAUUUCCGAAGUUCGCCGAAGGUAUACGCAUACUGACUUCGAAAACUGGACGCUUAGAAGGUGUGGAUUGUAAUUGUGAAAAGAAUAGUAAUGAAAUUGACAGCAGACAAUUUGGUUGACAGGUCCUGUAGAUAGUAGUGAAAGGGGAGGAAAUUUCUUCGACUGAAGUGCAAAUGGGUACCUGAUUGAAGUGAAAUAAAAUCAAUUUAAAUAAGUUACAUUAAAAAACAAAAAAAAAUUUAAAAAUAGAGAUAUAAAAAAAUUAAAUAAAUUAAAAAAAAAUAAAUAAAUAAUGAGAAAUAAAAUAAAAUAAUGGUUACCUCAUCAUCAUCAACAACCCUAGAGUGCCAAGAUGGAGCAUAGGGCCACGCUACUUGAUUGAAAUAAUUUUAAAUAAAACGAAAUAAGUUAAAAUGAAAUAAAAAAGAACAAAAAACUUUAGUUUUUAAAUUUAAUUAAAUUAAAUAAAUAAAAAUACUAAAUACUAUAAAAUAAAAUAAAAAAUACUAUAAAAUAAAGGUUGCUUGAUUGAAAUAAAAGAUAAAAUAAAAGGAAACAAAUUUUUUGGAAAUAGUAAUUAAAAAUAAUGAUUACACGAUUGAAAUAAAAUAAAAUGAAAUAAAUUAAAAUAAAAAAGAGCAAAAAAAAGCAAUGUCAAAAAUAUUAAACUAAAUAAAAAAAUAAUUGAAAAUUAUGGUUACCUGAUUGAAAUAAAAUUAAGUAAAAUAAAAAGGAACAAAAAACAAUAUAUUCAAAAAAUUAUAUUAAAUUAAAUGAAAUUUAUAAUAAAAUGAAAAAAGUUACAAAAAUAAAAAAGAACAAAAUGAAUUAAAUAAAUUAAAAUAAAAAAGAAGACAAAAGAAAAAAUAUAAACUAGUGGUUAUCUGAUUGAAAAAAUUAAAAUAAAAUAAAAGAGUACAAAAAAAAAUUUAAAACAUUAUAUUAAAUUAAAUGAAAUUAAUAAUAAAAUGAAAUAAGUUGCAAUAAAAGAAAAAGGAUUAAGGGAAUAAAAAAAUAAAUGAAAGAAAUUAAAAUAAAAAAAUGAAAAUAAAAGAAAUAAUAUUAAAUAGUGGUUACCUGAUUGAAAAAAUUAAAAUAAAAUAGAAAAGACAAAAAAAAGUAUAAAAAAAAUUAUAUUAAGCGGUUAAGGUUAGGUUAGCGGCCCAAGUUCAAUAUUUUUGUUUGCUAGUCAAUUGCUUUAUUUUACAAAACUAAAAACAUAGUUUUAAUACCUCAUGUUUCGACUUGACUCUAGCAAAAUUUCAAAAACAAAAAAUAUUAAUUGUAAAAGUUAUCGCUGUUUGUGUGGAGCCCGUUUCUCCAGAAGUCCCUUGCGGUGAUCAUCACAAGUCCUUCGAGAUUCAUCUAAAAUCAAUCGAACCAGAGAAAUUAGUUUUAUUAAGAUAUAAUAUUUUCUUUCAAAAUUAACAAUACGGCGGCCUCAGGACAUGUCUUUCAGAUUUUCGAAAAGAACCGACAAUUAAUUAUUAAAAAAAAAUCUAAAUUUUUGAAAAAAGUUUUUUACGUUUUUCAAAAGCAGUAUAAAUUUUAUUGAAAUCUACCAAGCGGUUUUUAAGUUACAGUGAUCAACAGUUCAAAAAAACAUAGUUUUGAGAUAAACGAAUUUAAAGUUUUGCUAUCUGCUCUGGAACGCCCGAAGGAUCUUUUGUUAAUUGUUGAAUAACUCGAAAAGUAUUUGUUGGACUCACUACAAAUUUUGGCACAAUAUUUUUAAGAUACUAUACUUUAAGAAAAUGCAAAAAAGAAUCCAAUUUUUUUGAAAAUCCCGAAUACCCCUAACCCCUUAAAUUAAAUGAAUAUAAAAAAAUUAUAAAAAUAAAUAAAUGAAAUGAAAUAAAUUAAAGCCAAAUAAAAAAAUUAAUUAAAAUAUUAAUUAAAUAAGAAAAAUUAUAACAAAAAUUGUUAACUG
This is a messenger RNA of Anastrepha obliqua, 2306 nucleotides long. RefSeq lists its product as uncharacterized. The record is from RefSeq and is a predicted model, not a curated record. The transcript is spliced from 2 exons. Lineage: Eukaryota; Metazoa; Arthropoda; Insecta; Diptera; Tephritidae. Bases 115 to 495 code for a protein of 126 amino acids.